AUGGCGUCCGAGACGGAAAAUUCGAUACCGGUUUGCCCUCCACUGCCGGAAGCGGCUAGCGAACGCACCGUGUACCGAAAGAAAGGGCGUGAAGUUAACGGUGAUGGUAGUGAGCAACAUACUGCCAGUGAUAAGCGUUUACAGUGCCGGACGGAAACGGGCCCACUUGAGGGUGGUGGUGGUCCGGAAGGUUUAAAGUACGGCAAAUAUAGGGUGACAGCUCCCACCGGGGUCACGAUGGCCAAUGGGGAAUGUAAUGGGGUGGGAAAUAAGGUGACGGUGGCAGUGGCUACCAGCCCGGUGGUUUCGGUAACGCUUGAAGAGAUCCUGAAAACGUUCAAUGCCCCCAUAUCGGAGGAUCAGGCAUGGGCGUUGAUCUAUCAAGCGUCCCGGAUGUUUAAGGCGCGUCUGGAGGAACCUGGAGGCCGAUUGCGUGACCUUCGGUUACCGUUACAUCCGCACCAGCUGCACGUGCAGAAGGAUGGUAGCUGCAUCGUGACGGCAAGAUCAGAUAAGGAGCUGUGCAUUCCAUCGACCCAGAAAAAGAUACUGCUGAAGCUGGGCAUCGUCGUGUACCGGGCGCUCGACUACAACCUGCCCACUAGCGAAGACUGCCAGAUCUCGCACGAGCUCGAGGAGCUGAUUGACUUCAUGACAUCCGAAGAUAACGACGACGAAGGUAUCGAGCGUGACUCGGAAGAAGUGGAAGAGGACCUGGUGACGGUCGACAGCGACGACGACUGCAAGCCCGGCAAGGGAUCGCUCGGCCUGGAGGUAGUAAGCGUAGCCGCCAACGGUUGCGGUGGCGGUGAGCGAAAGCAUCUCGAAACCAAAGAACUGGAUCACGUGCUGGAGUACUGUUCGUCACGUGUAUCACCCUCGAAGCCGGAAGAUCACUAUCGAGCCGUGUGCCGGGCGCUCGUAACGGAAACGCUCGAACUGAGAACGUUCCUGCAACGGGUAUGUCAAGGAGAGGCGGAGGUCCUGCGGCUAAAGGCUCAGGCGGAAACGACCGGCAAGGAGCUCGAGAAGAUCCACUUCAACGAUUGGGCCCGCUUUUGGAUGCAAGUCGUUGAUGAGUUGCGUCGUGGCGUACGGUUGAAAAAGAUCAGUUUCUCCCGAACACCGAUCGAGUACGAAUUGACGCCCUACGAAAUCCUGAUGGAGGAUAUCCGCUCCAGAAAGUACAAUCUCCGCAAGGUAAUGGUGAAUGGUGACAUUCCACCGCGCGUCAAGAAAGACGCACACGCAGUCAUAUUGGAGUUCAUCCGUUCGAGGCCACCGCUACGCAAGGCAUCGGAAAGAAAGCUAGCUCCAGCACCGCUCAAGCGAGUUUCGUGUCCUCGCGAGCAGUUGCUAGAUUCGAUACGGAAAGGACGUGUGCUGAAGCCGGUACAUCCGAAGCUGAAGUCAAGACACUGUGAAUCACCCGACGGCGACCCGUGCGUUGAUGCGGUCCGCGAUCUGGCGUACUGUCCGGUGGAUAAUCCGGCCACGGUACCGAUGGCCCCAUCGCCACGGAAGCCACCGACACCGGCCAAACACAGGAGCAACAGUAUGAGCGGUGGCAAUGCUGGUUUGCCACCGAUCAAUCGUGUACCGAAGGCGGCACCACGUGCAACCCAACAGCCACCAACGCCAAAACCAAGAUCAGUUUUACCUACCACAACCCAAGUAGAUAGCGUAAAGAAAUCGUGUGAUGAUGAAAUCGACACCAGCGGUGGUGCACACAGCCUCGGCGGAGUCAGUGGCAGCGGCAGCAGCAGCACCGGCAAUGGUAGCAGUAACAGUGCCGCCAGCUUCCACCACGGUUCCAGCUAUAUCGGCCCAAACUACAAGACGAUGACGCUGGGUCGUUCGAGUUUUUCGCACACCAGCGGUACACCCCGUAACACCCUAAGACUGAUACCAGUAGACUUUUCGCUGUUCAACGAUGAUGACUUCAUUGAUGAAACGGCGAACGAUGGCGCAGAUUCUGGCACGUGCAGCAGCAGCAGCACCAGUGGACAGCUGCAGCGAGCACAGCAAAAUGGAGGCCACCGGAUAGCGUACGGUAGCGUUGGUGGCAAGCGCAGCAGUACCGACGAUCGUGGAAUCACCAACAGUGACAGCAACAGUACAAACCGUCUGAUGAUCGUCAACAACGAGAACAAUCAGAACAACAUUAACACCGUGCUGCGGAGGACAAAGAACAUCAUCACCCACGACGAGUAUCAUCGGUUCUGUGAUAAAGCUCUCGAAACGUACGAUCUUGCCACGCAGUGCGAAUCACGACGAGCAUCCAUGCGCCGGCACACCAUCAUCGGAUGCAAUCAAAACUACAAACUCGACCCACUGGCAAGUCACUCGAUGCCACCAUCGCGACCCGCUUCCCGUCAAUCCGAUCGUGAUGCGCUAAAGAGUGACACGCAACCUGCAACACUCACCACCACGAACGGAGCUAAUGGAGUUCCGCCGAAGGAAAAGCCUUCCGCCGUGGUAAUGCCACACGUCGUGAAUGGGACGUCCCGACCGGCACCGAUCGGAAGUGUGGCGACGGUGGGUAAUGGAAGUAGCACCACCAUCGAGUAUGUCAGUGCAAGCAAUCUGUCAUCGUUGGACACCUGGACCAAAAAUUCGCUCGACGAGCACCAGUGGAAGGAUGCGUUCAAUCUGAACGAUCGAUUGUCCCUGACGCUGGAAGAAAUCGUACAUAUCCGCUCAGUGAUGACCAAGGCCGAGCUUGAAGGGCUGCCGGUGGAUGUGCACAUUAAGGAGGACGUGGAAAAGAGGAAAGUUUGCUUCCUGUGUUUACGCACCCGGUUCACGCUGUUCGCGCGAGGGAUCCUGUGCAAACUCUGCCAGAGGACGGUUUGUAACAAAUGCAAUACGAAGAUGCGAAUACCUACCGAACAUUUCCGCAAUGUUCCUGUGGUGCUGUUGUCACCUUCGCUCAUGAAUAGUCCGUGUACAUCCAAUACACCUUCGCCGAGUCAUCAUGCGCACGGAACUGGCUCGGGUCCUACCAGUAUGGUGGACGAAUCCUUCCCGCGAUCCCUGAUGGAGCGACUGUUACGGCCUGAGUUAGAUCGAAAGACUCGAAAUACGGUCGGAAGUGCUCCGUCUUCACCAAAGAAUCAGCGUUCUGCCUCCAGCACACCGGGCACCACCCUGCAUGGUACCGAAACCCUGUCCCUCUCCCUAUCGCAUCACGUGACCGGUGCGAGCAACACCGCCAAAGACGUCACAGCUCCGGCGAACGUUAUCUCUUCCUCUUCUACAACGGUUCAAACCGCUGCGCAGAAGUGCUCGCUCAUGUCCCGCAGCAUGGAAGGUCCCAACAGUCUUCCACCGCAGAGUCCAGCAAGACCACACUCGAACUGUAGCACGCUGGACAGAAAGAAUCGUUUCGCCAAAGCAUUUACGCUCACGGCGUCCGGUGGUGGUGGACAAGGUGCCGGUGGACUUGACCCACAAAAGGAACGACUUACCGGGGAGUUGAUGGCCGUGUGCAAUGACUGUCGCAGCCUGGUGCUGGAAAUUAUACGAUCCUCGCGACAAACCCGAACCACGGCCCGGAACCAGGUGCUGCGCCAUCUAACGCUCGACAUCUCGCCGGUGUACAAGUAAGAGGUUUU
Messenger RNA from Anopheles maculipalpis, 3617 nucleotides. It is a transcript of the gene spir, whose product is annotated as protein spire. Gene Ontology annotation, cellular component: cell cortex; cytoplasmic vesicle membrane. Bases 1 to 3609 code for a protein of 1202 amino acids. Gene Ontology annotation, biological process: actin filament network formation; actin filament polymerization; Golgi vesicle transport. The record is from RefSeq and is a predicted model, not a curated record. Gene Ontology annotation, molecular function: actin binding. The transcript is spliced from 16 exons. NCBI's taxonomy places the organism in Eukaryota, Metazoa, Arthropoda, Insecta, Diptera, Culicidae.